AUGGGAGUGAAGCUGAUCGCAUUGCGUUGCGCGGGUUUCAACAACGUGGAUUUGAAUGCCGCGGCAAGGCACCGCAUUCCGGUGGUGCGCGUGCCGGCCUAUUCGCCUUAUGCCGUGGCCGAAUAUGCCGUAGCGUUGAUGCUGGCGCUCAACCGCAAGAUCCACCGCGCCUACUGGCGGUUUCGGGUUGAAUAUACUGGCGUACGACCUUUAUCCCGACCGGAGUUCGCGGCGAACGAAGGAGUGGAGUACGUGCCGCUCGAACAGUUGUUCCGGCAAUCGGACAUCAUUUCGCUGCAUUGUCCCCUGACCGAGCAGACCCGGUAUAUGAUCAAUGAAAAAGCCAUCGAUCAGAUGAAAGAAGGGAUGAUGCUCAUUAAUACGGGGCGGGGACAACUGAUCCAUACGGAGGCUUUGAUCGAGGGGCUGAAAAAGAAAAAGAUCGGUUCGGCCGGUCUCGACGUUUACGAGGAGGAAGCGGCUUACUUUUACGAGGAUACUUCCGACCGGAUCAUGGGCGACGAUAUGCUGGCGCGCCUGUUGUCGUUCAACAAUGUGAUCGUGACCUCGCACCAGGGAUUUUUCACCCGUGAGGCGCUGGAUAACAUUGCGCAUACGACCCUGCAAAAUGUCCGCGAUUUCUCGGACGGGCGGAGACUGACGAACGAAGUGCGUCCGGGAGCAUAG
Messenger RNA from Mycena citricolor, 687 nucleotides. The record is from the annotation of a GenBank genome assembly. Lineage: Eukaryota; Fungi; Basidiomycota; Agaricomycetes; Agaricales; Mycenaceae.